Messenger RNA from Megalobrama amblycephala (Wuchang bream), 5553 nucleotides. RefSeq names its product vav 2 guanine nucleotide exchange factor (gene vav2). The transcript is spliced from 30 exons. Gene Ontology annotation, cellular component: cytoplasm. Gene Ontology annotation, molecular function: protein binding; guanyl-nucleotide exchange factor activity. Gene Ontology annotation, biological process: regulation of GTPase activity; intracellular signal transduction; cell migration. Bases 1020 to 3662 code for a protein of 880 amino acids. NCBI's taxonomy places the organism in Eukaryota, Metazoa, Chordata, Actinopteri, Cypriniformes, Xenocyprididae. The record is from RefSeq and is a predicted model, not a curated record.
ACGUGGACGAGCGCGACCGGAACCCAGAUGCGAUUUCACCGCCGCGCGCCCUUUCUCUUGCUGCUGCGCGCGCGCUCACGCCUGGUGCUUAGCCACCCGCCCGCGCUCACGCUUCACGCUUCACGCGAGCGGAGAAAUCAAAACACUCCAACCAUCUACACUGAGAUGAACUGAGAAAUAACCGAGAAACCAUCGCGACUCAACGGACGAAUGUCAAGCAGAAAGCCCUCGCGGCGUUCCUCUAUCCGUGGAAGCAAAGGAGCGGGACGAACAACAGUUAAAUACGCCAGAGUUUGUGCGUUUCACGGAGUCUUGUGAUAUUUUACUCAAGAAGUUUUAAAAACAAGUUUGGACCGAAUUCUGUCUGGAGUUGGACGUUAUUUAGAUGACAUCCCGCCUGGUGCGCGGGAGCUUUUGAGGAGCUAUCUACUGAAGACCAAAAACCAUGGAUUUAUUCCUUAAUUUAACGGUAGAACUUUGAUAAACCGUCCGAAAUUGCAUGUAGCAGCUGCUUUGCAGUCUUUUCUAGCAUUUCUUGUUAAUGAAAAUAUCUAUUGUUGCCCUGAGGGACACAUUUUUUUGCUGUGACAGGACGCGUUUGCAGAGCCAAAUAUGUCAGUCCAUGAUGAAGAAGAGGAAACUCAACUAAUUCUCUGAGGGGAAAACACAUCUGAAUCAUAUAUUAGCGUUUUACUUACUGUACGUCGUUUAUUUGAGUUCAAUAAGUGAAUUCAUUUCGUAAUACAAUGUCUUAUAUAGCUUUAUAGCGGAACAUACCGAGCCGUUAGUAACGUUAGCACUCAAUCUCAAACCGGCUGGACUUGAUUCGUUAAAAAGUUGUGUAUCCUGGGGAAAACAAUUUCUCACAGAACUGACCUUUGGCAGUUUAUUGCCCUUUGGACUGCAGAGAGGAACUGGGAUAAUCUCACGUCAGCUAUCUUGGCACUUUAUUUGCGUGCGCCAGGCUGCCAGAUUUCUUUCUUUUAUCUUUGCCAUUAUUCGCCUACGUUUCUGUCAAUAUGGAGGAGUGGAGGCAGUGCGGGCGCUGGUUGAUAGACUGUAAGGUUUUGCCCCCGAACCACCGGGUUGUUUGGCCCUCAGCGGUGGUGUUCGACCUGGCCCAGGCGCUCAGAGAUGGGGUGCUCCUGUGCCAGAUGCUGCACAAUCUGUCUCCUGGAUCCGUGGAUCUAAAGCAGAUCAACUUCAGGCCUCAGAUGUCACAAUUUCUCUGUCUGAAGAACAUCCGAACAUUCCUGAAAGUGUGCCAUGAUAAGUUCGGCCUGAGGAACAGUGAGCUGUUUGAUCCCUUCGAUCUGUUUGACGUGAGGGACUUUGGGAAGGUGAUCUCUGCACUGUCCAGAAUCUCCCACAACAGCAUUGCACAGAUCAAAGGCAUCAGGCCCUUUCCAUCAGAGGACACUGCGCUUAAUGAAGAUGACGUGUACCGGAGCUUGGAGGAGUUGGCAGAUGAGCAUGAUGUGGGAGAGGACGACAUAUAUGACUGCGUCCCCUGCGAGGACGAUGGGGACGACAUCUACGAGGACAUCAUCAAGGUGGAGGUUAGACAGCCCAUGAUCAGAUACAUGCAGAAAAUGGGCAUGACAGAAGAUGAUAAGAGAAACUGCUGCUUGGUGGAGAUUCAGGAGACCGAGGCAAAGUACUACAAGACACUGGAGGACAUUGAGAAGAAUUAUAUGAUCCCCCUGAAGCAAGUCUUAUUGCCACAGGAGAUGGAGGCCAUAUUUGUGAAUUUAGAGGAUAUCAUCAAGGUCCAUUUUGCUCUGCUGAGGGCCAUUGACCUGACCAUGGUGAGCGGGGGCAACGGCCUGGGAAAGAUCUUUCUGGACUUCAAGGAGAGACUGCUCAUCUAUGGCCAGUACUGCAGCCAUAUGGAGAAUGCUCAGAAGACACUGGAUGAGCUGAUUGCCACACGGGAAGAUGUCAAGUGUAAAGUGGAGGAGUGUACCAUGAAAGUCCAGGAGGGGAAGUUCAAACUGCAGGAUCUUCUGGUUGUCCCUAUGCAGAGAGUCCUUAAAUACCACCUUCUGCUUAAGGAGUUAGUAAGUCACUCUAUGGACCGGCCGGAGAGGCAGCAGCUUAAAGAGGCACUAGAAGCCAUGCAGGACCUGGCCAUGUACAUCAAUGAGGUGAAGAGAGACAAUGAAACACUGAAGAAAAUAAGUGAAUUUCAGAGCUCAAUAGAAAAUCUACAGGUGAAGCUCGAGGAGUACGGUAGGCCAAAGAUAGAUGGAGAGCUUAAAGUGUGCUCUAUAGUUAACCGGACCAAACAAGACAGAUACAUCUUCCUAUUUGAUAAAGUUGUGAUUGUUUGCAAGAGAAAAAACUAUAAUUAUGAGUUAAAAGAGAUCAUCGAGCUUCACUUUUACAAGAUGUCCGAUGACCCCAUGAAUAACCGUGAUAUGAAAAAGUCAAGUGGGAAAAUGUGGUCCUAUGGCUUCUACCUGAUCCAUCUGCAGGGGAAACAGGGCUUCCAGUUCUUCUGCAAGACAGAAGACACCAAACGCAAGUGGAUGGAGCAAUUUGAGAUGGCCAUGUCAAACAUCAAACCCGAAAGAGCCACUGCCAACCAGCACAACUUCCAAAUGCACACGUUUGAAAAGAACACCAACUGCAGAGCCUGUAAAAAGCUGCUGAGGGGUAUUUUCUACCAGGGAUACUACUGUCCACGCUGUGGGACCGGUGCCCAUAAGGAGUGUUUGGAGAUCAUUACCAUCUGCAAAAUAAGUCCCCAUGAUUCGGAGCCGGGGCUUCCACAAUCAGGUCCAAAGAUGGUGGCCAUCAAAAAUUACCAUGGUACCCCUGCCCCUCCAGGCAAGAUACCACUCUGCUUCCAGACAGGAGAAGUCAUUGAGCUCCUUAAGGGAGAUCCAGAUACAUCAUGGUGGGAGGGCAAGCUCGUCCAAACCCAAAAGACUGGCUUCUUCCCCAGUUCCAGUGUGAAACCAUGUCUAGACCCUAAGCCUCUCCAGUCGUUUUCCAGCCGUCAGUCCUCCAGAGAAACGGAUUACUACGUUUAUCCCUGGUUUGCAGGAAACAUGGAGCGGCAGCAGGCCGACAACCUGCUGAAGUCUCACAGCAGCGGCACCUAUCUGAUCCGAGAGAGAACAGCAGAGGCUGAGAGAUUCGCAAUCAGCAUCAAGUUUAAUGAUGAAGUGAAGCAUAUUAAAGUUAUUGAGAAAGACAACUGGAUUCACAUCACAGAGGCAAAGAAGUUCGAAAGCCUUCUGGAGCUUGUGGAGUACUAUCAGAGUCAUUCACUGAAAGAGAGCUUUAAGCUGUUGGACACGACAUUACGGUACCCUUACAAAUCCCGGGAACGCUCAAGCUCUCGCACCAAUACCCGCUCACCAGCAGCCACCUGUGCUUCCUACAACUUCUCCUUCCUCAGUCCUCAGGGCCUCAAUUUCUCUUCUCAAAGCUCUGCUCCCUUCUGGUCAGUGUUCACACCCAGAGUAGUCAGCACAGCUGUGGCACGAUACAACUUUGCUGCUCGAGACAUGAGAGAGCUCUCCCUGCGAGAAGGAGACAUCGUCAAGAUCUACAGCAAGAUUGGUGGAGACCAAGGCUGGUGGAAAGGAGAGGCCAAUGGCAGGAUUGGAUGGUUCCCCUCCACGUACGUCGACGAGGAGGGGGUGCAGUGAAACUUUGGGAUCACAAAUCGUCCAAUCAGAUUGCGUUCUGAUCCGCAGCCCUCUGAGAGGACUCUUUGGUUUCCAUGGCAACACCUUAUGGAAGUCUUUUUGCUGGAACCAUAUUUUACAAUGAAUAUUUGUACUUCUGUCUCCUUUCAUCAUGUACGAAUAUGCUUUUUUUUUUUUUCCCUUUCUCGGAAUGUCUGUGUGAUCUCUGUGAAGAAAACUGCUCGGAGUCUGUUCGUUCUCAGCGUCGGGAGGAGGAAACUGUGAACGGAGCAGAACUUGAAGUGGCCAAAGGACAAGCAUGGCUUUAAGUUUGUACAGUAAUACCUGUAACGUGCGCUGCUGGCCACAGGGGUAUAAUGGGGGGUGGGGACAUAUAAAUAUAUAUAUAUAUAUAUAGAUAUAAAUAUAAUUUAUUAAAGAGAUAUAUCUAUGAUUAGAAUGCAACAUUGAACAUUUGUUCAACAGCAGCGGUGCAAAGAAUAUAUAAGAGCAGAAAAGAUGCACUUUGCAUUUCUUUACAGAGAGAAUUUGCCUUAGUAAAUGGUAAUGCCUUUAAAUGUGGAGGUAAAGAGAUGGAUUCAGACACAUCUUGCACAUAUACAAAUUCGUACAUCUGCCCUGUCCAGAAAUAUGGUGCCUUUUCAUACAUGUCUUCACUCCCAGCAGAGUCUGGUUUAUAUAGCUGCAGCAUUAACACCCUGUUCUGUAGUGGUGCACUCUCACGACCCUAUCCGCCCAUUCAGCUGGACUCUGCUCAACCAGAAGGCCAUAAAAGAGACUCGCCAUUUCUUGGACUGAAAUGAGCAGAUGACCAGAUCUGCUCAUCAUCUCACUGGAACAAGGGGCAGCUAACCGAAAGCAUUUGGUCAUGGCUGGAAUUGCUUUGGCUCGGACAAUGAAGGAUACAACCACCAUCAUGUGGCAGGAUGUCAAAAGUGCAAUGGAGUAUCAGGAAGAGGUUCCUUAAACACUGUUAUCUGUGAUUAGCAUUUGUUUUCAUGUUCUUAGUGGUCCAGAUUUGGACUGAAAAGGGAGAAUUGAAUGCUGUUCUGUGCACUGAUUUUCAUGAGUACCCAGAGGUUUUUGUUUUUUGUUUUGUUUUUUGUCGCCUUCUACAAGCACAUACGUAUUGCCAUUCCACUUUUCUCGUCUGCAACCUGCCGCAUUACAGUAUCUUGCCUUACUGGUGGACACUUGGUGCUACAGUCCUACACGUUGAAAUCCCUGAGUUAGGGCAGAAUUUUCUUUUUUGCUGUUGUUGUGGACGAGGAGACCUGCUGAAGAACCUCAGCCAUCAAGUGCACUUUAUCUGUCCAGAGACCUUUUAACACAGGACACUGCAGACCAGGACAUUUAAAAUUUCAUUUAAAAAAAAAAAAAAAAAAAAAUCAAUGUCCUUAUUUUUACCUCUGGAAGAAAAAAAAAGAAAAAAAAGAGUAUAAAAUGCUUGACACUAUAAUCAGUGGUCCCUCAAAGUCUGAUAUUGAACAUAUUGUAAACUCCAUAAGUGCAUGGAUGUGUCCCUCGUACAGUCCUUGGGGAAAAUCCUUUUGCUCUUGCCGGCCAUCAGAAAUCGAACCCGUAAAUUGAGGUGGGAGAGUGCUGGACUCUAAUAAAGCAUCUGACAUGUUUUUAGCUGCGCUCCAGGCUUGAGUACAGCUGUCUGCAGUGAUGGAAGAGUGAAGCUCAUGUCAAGGUAGCGCUGGGCUUAGGGGCUUAGUACCUGUUUGUGUAGUGGACAAAAAAACCAUUGCAUGUGGUCAUAGAUAUUACAACUGCUGUCCGUGGAUCCUGAAAAAACGAUUUUAAAAAAAAAAUGUGUAAAUUUUUUUGAAUGGUCAGUUAUUUGGAAACUGAGUUCUAUCAUGGAAUAAAUAUUUCUUUUUGACUA